Messenger RNA from Marmota flaviventris (yellow-bellied marmot), 4327 nucleotides. It is a transcript of the gene Kdm4c, whose product is annotated as lysine demethylase 4C. Gene Ontology annotation, biological process: chromatin remodeling; regulation of gene expression. The record is from RefSeq and is a predicted model, not a curated record. Gene Ontology annotation, cellular component: nucleus; chromatin. Gene Ontology annotation, molecular function: histone H3K9 demethylase activity; histone H3K36 demethylase activity. Lineage: Eukaryota; Metazoa; Chordata; Mammalia; Rodentia; Sciuridae.
AGAGCCGGUCUGCGCUGUGCGCGCGCCGUCGCCGCUGUCUCCCACCCACCCCCUCGACGGGAGGGUGAGGAGCGGCGGAGUGAUCAGGCUUCUGAGGCCCUGUGCGCGUGCGCAGCGAACAGCUGUCACCCAGUGCGGAACAAGUCUUCCAAAUUUCCCAAAUCUCCCCGGGCGGGAGGCCACAGUCUUCCUUCUCAUCCUCUUUCUUCGGGUCGUGUCCUCGCCCCACCCGCGCGCCAGAGACUGCCCUAGCCAUCAUGGAGGUGGUGGAGGCAGACAGUCCUCUGAAUCCCAGCUGUAAAAUAAUGACCUUCAGACCCUCCAUGGAGGAGUUCCGGGAGUUCAACAAAUAUCUUGCAUACAUGGAGUCUAAAGGAGCCCACCGGGCAGGUCUUGCAAAGGUGAUUCCCCCUAAGGAGUGGAAGCCCAGACAAUGCUAUGAUGACAUUGAUAAUUUGCUUAUUCCAGCACCAAUUCAGCAGAUGGUCACAGGGCAGUCGGGACUGUUUACUCAAUACAACAUCCAGAAAAAAGCUAUGACCGUGAAGGAGUUCAGGCAGUUGGCCAACAGUGGCAAAUAUUGUACUCCAAGGUAUUUGGAUUAUGAAGAUUUGGAGCGCAAGUACUGGAAGAACUUAACUUUUGUGGCACCUAUCUAUGGCGCAGAUAUUAAUGGGAGCAUAUAUGAUGAGGGUGUGGAUGAAUGGAACAUAGCUCGUCUAAAUACAGUCUUGGAUGUGGUUGAAGAAGAGUGCGGUAUUUCUAUUGAGGGUGUAAAUACCCCUUAUCUUUAUUUUGGAAUGUGGAAAACCACAUUUGCGUGGCACACUGAGGACAUGGACCUCUACAGCAUUAAUUAUCUCCACUUUGGAGAGCCCAAGUCUUGGUAUGCUAUACCCCCAGAGCAUGGAAAACGACUUGAGAGACUAGCUCAAGGUUUUUUCCCAAGCAGUUCCCAAGGAUGUGAUGCAUUUCUUCGCCACAAGAUGACACUGAUAUCUCCAUCAGUUUUGAAGAAAUACGGUAUUCCCUUUGACAAGAUCACUCAGGAGGCUGGGGAGUUUAUGAUCACUUUCCCGUAUGGCUACCAUGCUGGUUUCAAUCAUGGUUUCAACUGUGCAGAGUCUACAAAUUUUGCUACUGUCAGAUGGAUUGACUAUGGAAAAGUUGCUAAAUUGUGCACUUGCAGGAAAGACAUGGUGAAAAUUUCUAUGGAUAUCUUUGUGAGGAAAUUUCAGCCAGACAGAUAUCAGCUUUGGAAACAAGGAAAGGAUAUAUACACCAUUGAUCAUACAAAGCCCACUCCAGAAUCCACCCCUGAGGUGAAAGCAUGGCUGCAGAGGAGGAGGAAAGUAAGAAAAGCAUCCCGGAGCUUCCAGUGCACUAGGUCUCAUUCUAAAAGGCCUAAGGCUGAGGAGGAUGAGGAGGUGUCUGCAGAUGUCGAUGAGGCAGAGGACCCUAAUCAUGAUGCAGGCAUGGAGGACCUCAAGGUCAGAGAAAAGCCAGAAGCAGCAGCAAAGCUAGGUAACACAGAAGCACCUUCAGAAGACAGGGUGCAAAUGGAUCAGCACUUCUCAGAUAAUAUCAAUGUUUCAGGAAGCAGCUGCUCAAGUACAUCUGUAAUGGAGGAACUAAAAACUGAGUGUGCCAAGGCCGGUGCCACAAUUAUACCUGCUUUGCCCAGAGAGGCUAAUGACUCUAUACCAUUGUAUACUGGGCAUGAGGAGGUUGAAGAGUCAGAUCCACCUAAGCUUCCAUGGCCAAAAUCACCUGAGUCAACUUCCUCAGUGACAGAGAGUUAUGGUGUGUUUACAGAGGGAGAAGAGAGUGAUAUGGAAGGCCUCAGGAGUGGCCUUGAACCUGGGGAAAUACCCGCCGUCCUCAGUGAAGAGAGAAAUGGCUUCAAAGUUCCCAGUAUAAUGGAGGCAGAGACCAAAACUGCUAAGAGUUGGCGCCAUCCACUUAGUAAGCCUCCAGCCAGAUCCCCAAUGACUCUUGUGAAGCAACAGGCAACAAGCGAUGAAGAGUUGCCUGAAGUUCCAUCAGUUGAGGAAGAAGUAGAAGAAACAGAGACUUGGGCGAAGCCUCUUAUUCACCUUUGGCAGACAAAGUCCCCUAACUUUGUGGCUGAACAAGAAUAUAAUGCAGCAGCAGCAAAAAUGGAGCCACACUGUGCCAUCUGCACUCUGCUCAUGCCAUACUACAAGCCAGAUAGCAGCAAUGAAGAAAAUGAUUCUAGAUGGGAGACCAAAUUAGAUGAGGUGGUUGCAUCAGGAGGAAAGACUAAGCCCCUCAUUCCCGAGAUGUGUUUUAUUUAUAGCGAAGAAAAUAUAGAAUAUUCUCCACCCAACGCCUUCCUUGAAGAGGAUGGAACAAGCCUUCUGAUUUCUUGUGCUAAAUGCUGCGUACGGGUUCAUGCAAGCUGUUAUGGUGUUCCUUCUCAUGAGAUCUGUGCUGGAUGGCUCUGUGCCCGGUGCAAAAGAAAUGCCUGGACAGCAGAAUGCUGUCUCUGCAAUUUGAGAGGGGGCGCUCUUAAGCAAACUAAGAAUAAUAAGUGGGCCCAUGUCAUGUGCGCCGUUGCGGUCCCAGAAGUUCGAUUCACUAAUGUCCCAGAAAGGACACAAAUAGAUGUAGGCAGAAUACCUUUACAGAGGUUAAAAUUGAAAUGCAUCUUCUGCAGACACCGUGUUAAGAAGGUCUCUGGAGCUUGCAUCCAGUGUUCUUACGGCCGCUGCCCAGCUUCCUUCCAUGUCACUUGUGCCCAUGCUGCUGGGGUACUGAUGGAGCCUGACGAUUGGCCUUAUGUGGUGAACAUCACGUGCUUCCGACACAAGGUCAAUCCAAAUGUGAAGUCCAAGGCUUGCGAGAAGGCCAUCUCUGUGGGUCAGACGGUCAUCACGAAGCACCGCAAUACACGGUAUUAUAGCUGCAGGGUGAUGGCUGUAACAUCACAAACCUUCUACGAGGUCAUGUUUGAUGAUGGCUCCUUUAGCAGAGACACGUUUCCUGAGGACAUCGUGAGCCGAGACUGCUUGAAGCUGGGUCCUCCUGCAGAGGGAGAAGUUGUCCAAGUCAAGUGGCCUGAUGGCAAACUCUAUGGGGCGAAAUAUCUUGGAUCAAAUGUUGCCUAUAUGUACCAGGUUGAGUUUGAAGACGGAUCCCAGAUAGCAAUGAAGAGAGAGGACAUCUAUACCUUAGAUGAAGAAUUACCCAAGAGAGUGAAGGCUCGUUAUUCCACAGCGUCUGAUAUGCGAUUUGAAGACACCUUUUAUGGAACAGACAUAAUCCAGGGGGAAAGGAAGCGACAAAGAGUGCUGAGCUCCCGGUUUAAGAACGAGUAUGUGGAUGAUCCUGUGUAUCGCACUUUUUUGAAGAGCUCUUUCCAGAAGAAGUGUCAGAAGAGACAAUAGUCAGUAUACACUGCUGCAGGCAACAGAGCUGCUUGGACCAGAAGAGAAAAGAUGAAGGGACCACCUAGGGGCAGUGCCAUGUGUUUUGCUAGGGGAGGUGACUGGCUAUGUCUCUGACAGUGGUAAAACAGGCUUCCAGCAUUUGCUCACCAAGCAUACAGAAUACACAUAUUAGUUGAAUUCAGCAAUCAGAAGUCAUCCCCUGGUCUUGCUUUCACUUGUGAGCAAUUGUUUUCUAUGAUCCCAAAGAAUUUUUCUAAGUGAAAGGAAAUAAUAGUGAAUGAUCUACUAGAUAAAGCCACUGCCAGAGAGGAGGCAGGUCCCCAAAUGUGUCCCAGACCCUUCAUCAGGAAACACAUGGAGGCAUCUGUCCCCCAACUCCAGUAGGUGGGAGCUGCAUGCCCCAGGUGGGAGGGUGAUAAUUUAUAUAUUUUCCACAGUCAGGGAAGGACUCUCACUUAUUUGUUUUAAAUGGCAGUUUUUAUAAAACAUUUUUAAAACACAAAUGGCAUGUAUGGUAAUGAGAUUUACCCGUGUGCUAUCUGUAUUCCCUUGUACAGAACUUUUACAUUUUUUUAUAUUCCUAUUACUUUUGAUUGUGUCUGAUGAGAACUGAGUUGGCCUUUGUGAAAUGAAAUAUUUGGCUCUUGAGGAAGAAUUCUUAUGAAUUCUGUGGGAAUUUUAUAUAUUUAAAGAGGGAGAUCUGGGGCUGUUAUUUUUAAACACUUUUUUUCAUAAUACCUAUUCUGAGUAGAUAUUUAUAAAGUAUAUGUUUCUUUCAUUAUGUGUUUAUAAAAUUAGAGUUUAAAUAAAUAUGCUUUGAUGCAGAGUUUUGAACUAAUGUAACAUGAUUUUUCCUUUUUAAACAGCCUGAAAAUGUACUCGUGUUUAAAAAUAAAGAUUUCCAUUUUCUCCUA